AUGUCUUCUUCCUCAAGCAACUCCACAAUCUUCCUUGAAUCAAACUUCAACAUCCCAAGCAAAAAUUAUAGCCACACAAUGACCACAGAAACCCUAGAAAUUUCAACAAACAACGUUGAAGAAAAAGUAGCAACAAUAGAACUUUAUGUUCAAGGAUUCUAUAAGCUUUUUGUUCAACCUUUUUAUAGCUUUAAACCUUUAGCAACAGAAAGGGAAUUUAUUGUGUCACCAAAGUAUGGAUACAAGUUAAAGUUUCCUCUUUUCUUGGUCACUAAAAAUCCUCGCUUGUUUCCUUUUUGCGUGUCUCAAAAACUGGCAAUAUUACCCAUAAGCACUGGUUUGACUUCUUAUAUUGAACCAUUUAUUGUUCGCAAUGCCAUUCAAAUGGGACAAAGGAAUGGAGACAAGGAGUUUAAGAUUGUUUUUGAUGUUAAGGUUGUUGAGAUUGAUUUGGCAGAUUAUCAUGAGUGUGAUGAUUACCGUAAAUGUGGUCUUAUUUAA
Molecule: messenger RNA, 501 nt
Organism: Trifolium pratense (red clover)
Lineage: Eukaryota; Viridiplantae; Streptophyta; Magnoliopsida; Fabales; Fabaceae
Exons: 1
Coding region: 1-501 (166 amino acids)
Source: RefSeq, a predicted model, not a curated record